AUGUCAAAUUCUUCUCAAGCCUUAGCCCCAAAUGAUACAAGUGAUGCAGAAACUUCCACAGGAUUUAGCUUUCCGGUUGUCUUUCCAUCGGAAAAAUGUACUGAUAGUUCAAAUAAUAUAGGUUUUCCACCAGCGACUGACCAAAAGUCUUCGUUAACUUCCGAAGGCGGGCUAGGCGGGCUGACGUUAACUCCAUAUUCUUCGUCAUUCAACAUUAACGGUCAGAAUUAUUACUAUAAUAUCUCUGCUAAUGCUGCUGCCGGCUCGGAUCAUGGCACUUCUAAGGAUAAUACUGUUAUAGUUGCUCCAUUGUGUCCGACUGUUGAUAAUACGAUUGUAGAUAUUCAACCGUCGUUGCAGCUGGAGUCAAAAACACCAGCAGAAUAUGCUCUGAGCAUUUUGUUCAGACAGUUUGCAAAAGUUGCCGAAAAGAAAUUAUCUAUUAUAAUGAAUCAUAGUGUGGAUCACGAGCUAGAGUUUGCUAGCCAUUUAGGUCCCGGCGUUGAUCAAUCUUUUGAUAAACUAUUAAAUUCUUUGGGAUAUAUAGCAAGGCAUAAACCGAAACCGGUAAUCGACUCGGUAUUGUAUUGGAGAAAAGAAAAACAAGAAUCAAAACAAGAUAUUCCGGACGCGCCUUCGCAUAAACGUAAUUUGAGUGAUACCGCAUUAAUAAAUCGAAAUAAAGAAAUUGAAAACAUUCUUCUUGAACGAAAAAGGCAAGUUACCUUAUAUAUAGUAUCUCGUACUCUUAUCGAAAUAGUGAAACAAAUACAGCCCGAGACUCUUCGAGAUGAAGUGGGUAAACAAAUGGAAGACCUUGUAUUUAAACUUAUCUUAGAAACUAAACCAGAGGAUAUACAAAGGUCGAGACAUACGUAUGCUGUUUAUGAAUUAUUUGCAGAACUUAUAGGUGGAUUAUCAAAGAUACGUUUCGUGACCGUAUCUGAUAGAUUUAUAGCAAGGUUGGAAAGUUAUGUGAACUUACCUCCACAUGCGUUCAAAGAACAAGAAACAAAAGUGGAAUUAUUAAUCAAAGGAAUGCAUCAUUUACAAUUAAAAAUAUAUCCAAGUGAAGCAUUGGAGGAAACAGCGGAAUUUUUACAGAGUCUGGCCGGAUUUCUAAAAUCAGCACAUGGUGUAAGAAUAAAACAUGCGUAUUCUGAAUUAUUUGUUCGAUUAUUAAUGCCUAUUGCAGGGGUAAAAUCAGAAGUAAAUGUUCCAGCUUGGGUUAGAGCUGUAGAGAUGAUGUUUCCUAAAGCAUGGAAAAUGACCCUCAAACACGUUCAUUACAGAGUUGCGUAUCCGCUAUCUACUACGCUAUUAUGUGUCAGUCAGAGGGAUUAUUUUCUUACCCGGUUGAAUGAUUGUUUAAGUAGUUGUUACACCAGAUUUAAGGAUAAAGCCUUGCGGCAGAUGGCUAUGGGUUGUGUAAUUCGACUUUUAUGGACAUAUUUGUAUCGAUGUUACGAAGGAACCACAUCUACAUAUAAAAGGCUAGAAGAGAUAAUCAAAGUGAUUUUCCCUUCAGGUCGAAGAUCUAUUGUACCUUCUGAUUCUAAUUUGGAUUUACAUGUACAAUUUGUUCUAUUUAUUGGAUUGAAACAUUAUGACUUUUGCAUGAAAAACCUUAUUUUCAUGUUGAUAAACUCUGACAUUUUAGCAUCAUCAUCUAAACCAUCAAUUGAUUAUAUAAUGCCGGAUAGGAUGCGAAUUGGAAUACGAUCUUUUAUGUUGUUAUUAUCGAAUAUACAAUUUUCUGAAUCAAAGCCACCAUUUCCUAGCAAUACUGAUUUAUUAUCACCCAAAAAUUGCAUUGGUGUUAAAAUUAUUUCAGAAGUCCUUCCAGAUGAAAUAUUUAAUCGUGCCGGAUUAAAAGAACAUUUUGACAAAUUUUGUGAGACAGCUCAUAAAAUUGCUUUGAUAUUAGAUACAUCCUUUGGAUCUACACCUGUUCUGGAUGAUAAACCUAAUCGUCCUCCUGCUCUAGCUAUCGUCAUAAACAAUUCAGAUUCAAAUGCAGGAAUUUAUAAUCAAAUGAACUUUUCCUUAUCAAAGGACAAACAACCAUAUUUGAAUUUGUUAAGAGAAUAUGUUGAUUCACUUCCACGAUUGUUACCAAAUAGGACAGCAAAUUACAGAUUGGUAGAGAUGUUGUGUAAAUAUACAGUUCAUCUAGAUUCAAAUCUUGCUUUUUCCGCAGCUUUAGCUUUACGAAGAAUCGCAAAUCAAUGUGGAGCUGCUACAGUAGUCAUGGCUUUCUCACACAUUGUAUAUAGAAUUGAUGAUAAAUAUUCUGAUAUUCUUAUUGGGGAUCAUUCAGGAAAUGGACAUAGAUAUGGAGGUGUAUUGCGAUUAUAUCUUGAUCUGCUUCAAAUUUGGUUAAUGCAAUUACAGCAGAACAAUCCAAAUGAUACAUCAGAUUGUUCAAAUCCUACAUCACCAAAAAUAUCUAAUGGGGUUGAAGAUCCUAGUAUAUGGACAAUCAUUGAGGAAGCUGAAGCAAAUGGAUUAUUUUUCCUUUGCAGUACUUCAUGUCUUAUUCGAAAGUAUGCGAUUAAUAUUCUUCAUCUUGUUGCUGAUCUUGAACGAGAAUUUGACGAGCGGAAUGAAAAAAAGAAUUUUAGACGUGCACGUCGAAAUACUACUUCGAGUAGCGAAAGUAAAUCAUCGGGUAUUUCAGGAGUAGAUGAUGAGGGUCAAAUUAUAUGCAAUAAUAAUCUUGAUGAACAUGGACUUAUUAAUUGUGCUUCGAUAAAAUUAUUUUAUUCUGCUAAUAGCAAAGACAAUGAUCAAUUGUAUACACGAGUAAUUCACGUUCUUACUCGUGGUGGUGGACAUUUAAUUACCUUUGAUACCGAUUUACAAAAUUCUUUAUCAAUUAUUGAACAUGUUUUGCUUCAAAAACAUCAGCAAGAAGGAAAAAGGGAUAUUUUAUUACGAUUAAUUGAAAGUGAUGAUACCAAUGAAAAUAGGAUAUGGUUGAGAUGUUUUCCAGAUUUUAUGAAAAUAUGCUUUGAGUACUUUCCUGUUACUGUAGCUUUAUGUCGAAACAAUGUAUGUGCUCGUUUAUUGCAAAUGCAGAAUUCCAUUAACAGCGCUUCAGAUGCAAUACGUGCUCCAGUUGCACCUUUAUCUAUGGCCAAAUUUCAUAAAAUACCAGUUAUAGCAGCAACAGAUGACAUUAUAGAACAGUGGAAAUUUUAUUUAUUAGUUGCUUGUUCAAUUAUAACAGAUAAUUAUGUAGAUCGAAUUCGAACAAAUAGACGAAAUCGUUCCGAAUCAUCUUCAGAACGCACAAUGUCUGCUAGGACACUUUUUAAAAUGGUUUUACCUUUAUUAGCUUCAGAAAGUAAAAUCAGUAAUGCUGUAGUAACAUCUUUAGGUAAUAUUAAUGAAAAUGUAUAUAAAGUGUUACUUGAAGACAUGCAACCAUAUUUUAGGCAUGUUUGUGAGGAUUAUAAGUUUAAAGCAAAUAAGCAAUCAUCUAAUGCUCAUAAAAAAGCUCGAAGGAAUGAUAAAAUGCGUUCUGAGUUAGCUCAUGUAUAUCAGCUCACCGCUCAUUUUCUUAUUAAAGAGAAAUAUAUACGUGAUGAAACAAUUGUAAAUUGGAUAAUGAAUUUUAUUAAUGAAACGUAUCUUUUUCUUAAAGAUUCUGAGAUUAGUUUGGAUUGGUGGGAAUGGAAUAAACUUCGAAUGUAUUUUUGUGGAGUUGUUGAAAAAUUGUAUGAUGGCAUAUCAUUAGCAAAAGUCUAUAAUGAAAUAAUGUCUUCUGAAAUGCGAACUUCACUUUACUUAAUGAUUGAGGAAUGGUGUGGUCAUGGUGUAAGAGGAUUACAAUAUAGAGUAACAAAUUUUAUGGAUCAAUAUAAGGAUGCUGAAGAUAGGCGUCCAAUAGCAAAGGAAGGUGAACGUAAGUCUUUGGAAUUUGCAGCUUUGAAUGCUAUGGCUUCAUUAUGUAGAGGACCUUUAGUUAUGAGUGACAAAAAUGUAAUGAAAAAGUCACAAUUAUCUUUACCUGAUGCUGAUAGUGUAUUUGCAUGGAUUCAAUCGGUUUUUGAAAAUCCUCAGGAUAAACUUCACCCAAUUGCCAGGAAAGCUCUUGAAGGUUUAUUAAUAUCAAAUUCUCAUGUGCCACAAUUCCUUGAAAUUGCAGUCCGUCAUUGUUAUUCAGGGAAUCCAGCACUUAAAAGUACACAAGGUUAUUUCCUCGCUGUAGCAGAAAUUUUUUUCAAGGAGAAUGAAUAUCCCUGUGAAAGAGCAUGCCAAAUGAUGUCUUUGGCUCUUUUUAAAGUUGGAGAUGCUGAGUUAGAAAUUCGUCAGAAUGCUCUUAGAUUGUUAAAGAUCAUAGAAACCCGGUUUUUUGGCGAGAUCUGCUCUGAUGAAUUCGAUGUGGGCAUCACAAGUCAGUUAUCUUCAAUCUAUAAGCAAGCGCAAAUUCAUUUAUCAGCACGCCUUGCAGAAAAGGCUCGUAAAAGAGACGAAGAAAAGUGUAACCUAAUGAUUAAUGAUCUAAAGCCAAAGAGUUUCAAAGAUUUAUAUGAGGAAACUCAUUAUAUGCUUUCAGAAAUUACAAACCGUUUUGAGUUUAUACCGGACAAAGUAAAAAAGGACGUGCUUUGUUAUUUGGUACCUUGGAUUCGUAAUGUCGAAUUGUUAUUUGAAAAUUGCGAGUUACAAACGACCACAUUUGUAAUGAUUUCAAAUCUCUUUUUCAUUACCGUUAAAUAUGGAGAUUUAUUUGUCAAGGAAAUCGAAAAACUUUGGCAACAAUUAGUUAUGGGUGAACAUGAUCGAAAUGUUCGCGCAAUUGUCAAAUAUUUGAUUGACGUUGGAUUGGAGAAAAGGAAUCCUAUAUUUGUCUUACAUGCAAAAAGAGUGUUCAUUUAUUUAGGACGUACUGCCUCAAGUUCUGCUGUGAUUAAAGCUUUAAUCAACGAGAUAACACCAAAAUCAAUGACCCCUCAACCUAAGGAACCAAAAGAGAAUAUCGACGUUGAGGAGUUAAAAAUCGGUGGAAUGUAUCUUUCUAAGAUCGAAGAUGCGAUGCCUCAACAUCAUAAACGUCCCGUUUUUUCAUCAGGACAAUUAGCAAUGUUGUAUAUGGUUGACAUGGCGAUUGAGACCAAACCUGAUUUCGAAUUGCACCUUCCAAGAUUACUUCACGUUUUAUUUGUACAGUUGGACGCAGUUAAUCCACUUAUUAGUGAAGAAACUCGAUCGUUACUAAUAAAUCUAAUUCAUUCCGUUAUACUUAGUAAAUGUGUCUAUCCUGAUGUAGUAAAGGUUGCACGCGCAUUGGUAAUAGAAUUAAAAGCAAAGGAAGGUUCACGAUUAUGGGAAUAUGAAGACAUGACUUAUCAUAAUCGAACGAUUAGCAGCCUUGCCGAUUUGGAAAAAUUGUCUAAAGACGUUGUUAACAUAUUCGGUAUUGUCGUAUAUGGUGAAAGUAAUAAGGAAGAUCUUAGACAAAUGUGGGGUGAAAUGGCAUUAAAGUGGGCAACUUCUUGUCCAGUCCGUCACAUCGCUUGUCGUUCAUUUCAAAUUUUUCGUUCUUUGAAUCCGGUGUUUAAUGAACAUAUGCUCGCGGAUGUUCUUGCACGUUUAUCCAACACCAUUUCAGAUAAUUCAGAUGAUUUCCAAGGGUUCGCAUUGGAAAUUUUGAUCACUUUAAGUCAUGUUGUUGAUUGGCUUGAGCCUGGUACAAAGGAAAUUUUUCCACAAUUAUUGUGGGCCACUAUCGCAUGUCUUCAAACAAUUAAUGAGCCUGAAUAUUUAGAAGCGUUGUCCAUAUUGGAUAAAAUCUUGGAUAAAUUUGAUUUAUCAGAUGAUGAAAAUCAAGAUUUGUUUUGGAGUUUUUUUCCAAAACAUAAAUGGCAUGGUCAAUUUUAUGGAAUACAACCUCUAUUAAUGAAGGGAAUUUGUUCUGCCACGGCGUGCCAUCGAACAUUUGAAAUGUUAAAGAAGUUAUUAUUCAUAAGAGAUGAUCAAUUGAUUGAUCCAGGCCAUGGAAGACUUUUAUAUCUAAUUCUCGCCAACCUUCCAAGACUUGUUCAUUCUUUGGAAGAUGAAUCAAUACGAGAAGAGUGUAAGCAAUGGGCUAUUUACUUGUCAGAUUUUGCAGAGCAUCAAGAAUUUCAUAACCUUAAUAGAGUGUUAACGUCUUUUGUUAAAGGAAAAUUUCGUUCUAAAGAUGAUUUUUUGAAGCAAAUUAUACUUUGCAUAAAAGAUAACUACUUCCCCGAUUAUGAAGUACAAACAUUAUUAUUCCUCAUGAGUCUUUUAUCUAAUAGAUUACCUUAUUAUAAAUUAAAAACCAUGAUAAUUCUUAAGAUGUUAUUACCUCAUGUUGACAUAAAAAGAGCGGAAUUUGUUGCCAUUGGAUCCGAGCUAAUUUUACCGUUACUUCGACUAUUACAAACCCAAUAUUCACAAGAAGCCUUAGAAGUUCUUGAUGAAACAAUAUCAAUACCCGGGGGGCCAAAAGAUAAGCAAAUACUUCGAAUGAGUAUUGCAACGCGUAGAGGAAAUAAUGUAGAAGGAGUAGCAACCCUUUUUGGUGAACCUGAUGAUUCGGGGUGGGCGAUACCUGAUAGAAUCGUAUCUAUGGAAGCCACAAGAUAUAAUAUUCAUGCGGUAUGUUAUACAUGUAAAGUAACGCCUCAAGAUCAAGAUUAUCAAUUUUUUGCCGAGGACAUAGCACAAGGUUAUAUUGAAGAGGAGAUUCCUACAAGAGAAUAUCGAUAUCGGGAGAUUGUGUCCAAAUUACAAGAUUUGAAUGAAUAUUUCCUUCCAGGCGACGAUGUGCAAGGUUUUGGAGGAGACUUUGUUGAACCAAGUCCAAACGAAUAUGAAUCUAGGGCAGAUGCGAUAUUACAAAGAAGUUUAUCAAAAUCACCAUCAAAUAGUUCAUUUAAGAAUUAUGUCGAACCAUUUACAUCAAAUUCUAAUUCCAAUAAUAGUAUACCGCCAUAUCAUUCGUUACAAAAGGAAAAUGAAGAAUACAUCAAUGGUCAAACAAGGCAACAACAGUUCUUUUCAAUUGGAAAAUUUACUUCAAAGGCCUUCUUCACAUGGUCAUACUUCAUCAUUGUAAUGUAG
Funneliformis geosporum is the source of this 7098-nucleotide messenger RNA. The record is from the annotation of a GenBank genome assembly. NCBI's taxonomy places the organism in Eukaryota, Fungi, Glomeromycota, Glomeromycetes, Glomerales, Glomeraceae.